Molecule: messenger RNA, 656 nt
Organism: Enhydra lutris kenyoni (northern sea otter)
Lineage: Eukaryota; Metazoa; Chordata; Mammalia; Carnivora; Mustelidae
Gene: IFT25
Product: heat shock protein family B (small) member 11
Exons: 7
Coding region: 126-557 (143 amino acids)
Biological process (GO): intraciliary transport
Cellular component (GO): cilium; intraciliary transport particle B; centrosome
Source: RefSeq, a predicted model, not a curated record
CCCUGGGAGAAGACCUGAGGGUCGGAGGCGCGGAUCCGGGAGAGCUGCCAAUUUUCUGUGAUAUGAAAUCAAUGUUCACCUGCAAUAAGUAGACAGCACAACGUAAGAAAGAUUAACACCUUAAGAUGAGAAAAAUUGAUCUGUGUUUGAGCUCUGAGGGGACUGAAGUGAUUUUAGCUACAUCAAGUGAUGAAAAACACCCACCUGAAAAUAUGAUUGAUGGGAAUCCAGAAACAUUUUGGACCACAACAGGAAUGUUUCCCCAAGAGUUCAUUAUUUGUUUUCACAAACACGUAAGGAUUGAAAGACUUGUAAUCCAAAGUUACUUUGUGAGGACCUUGAGGAUUGAAAAGACCACAUCUAAAGAGCCAGUUGAUUUUGAGCCAUGGAUUGAAAGAGAUCUAGUCCACAGAGAGGGGCAGCUUCAAAAUGAAGAAAUUCUGACACGAGAUGGCCACGCCACUUAUUUGAGAUUCAUGAUUAUAUCAGCCUUUGAUCAUUUUGCUUCUGUGCAUAGUGUUUCUGCAGAGGGACUAGCAGUCUCAAAUCUUUCUUAGUAAUUAUAACCAAAUACUCUUGCAUGAUUUUUUUAACAAUAUAUUUAUUUAAAAAUGAAGUUGUCAUUGAUAUGCUUUUAUUAAAGGGAUUUGUAUCAA